AUUGCAUCGGUGAAAGAUCUCAUUCGCAAUAUCAAUUCUAAUUUCCACGUCACAAGCCAGUGCAUCAUUGUUUCUGCCCAGCCUGCCAACUACGAAUUCCCUUGCCAUGCUCCGAAUACCCCAACUAAUGGACGAAACGUCGACAGCCACCGAAGAUGAAAUAUUCGGGGCAAAAGAGGUCUCAGGAUCAGUGACGGCCUCUGUAUCCCUCGAGUUCUUCAGGGAACACGGCCUUUUCUACCAGGAAGAUGCGGUAGUUGGAGGGAUCGUGGACGCCUUAGACCAGCAGGGACUCUCUAGCAGCCCUGACAGCUUCAAAUUUUUCAGCGGCUGCAUUCUUGGAGACGACCGUAUUCAAUCAAUUCUACGGCCAUACCUUAUCCACCCCAACCCACAAGUCUGUCGCUCCUUUGGUAGCGAUCCAGGACACAUAUUUGCGUUUUCGCUCGGUCCGACUCACGGUGACCGCAUCGUGGUCCACAUGUGGGGUGCUGGCUCACAGGUGGUGUUCUACGACAGCUCACACAAGAAGCCGUUGAAGGGUGUGUUGGCUGCAAACGGAUUGCUCGAGAUUCCGUUGGCCUCCUUGAGGAAGAACGGCUGCAAGCCAAUCGAAGUUCAAAUGGAGAAGGGCGGCAUCGCAAUCCUGCAUUAUAGGCACGCAUUCCAAAUCAAAACCGGUUUUACAAACGCAUAUGGAUUGGAAAGCCCAACGAAUGAUGAUACUGGUACACGGGGUUCGUGAUGAUAUUUGAUACGUAGCAUGA
This is a messenger RNA of Colletotrichum godetiae, 767 nucleotides long. RefSeq lists its product as uncharacterized. The transcript is spliced from 4 exons. Lineage: Eukaryota; Fungi; Ascomycota; Sordariomycetes; Glomerellales; Glomerellaceae. The coding region runs from base 107 to 745 and encodes 212 amino acids. The record is from RefSeq and is a predicted model, not a curated record.